This is a messenger RNA of Platichthys flesus (European flounder), 1271 nucleotides long. It is a transcript of the gene rd3, whose product is annotated as retinal degeneration 3, GUCY2D regulator. NCBI's taxonomy places the organism in Eukaryota, Metazoa, Chordata, Actinopteri, Pleuronectiformes, Pleuronectidae. The coding region runs from base 182 to 829 and encodes 215 amino acids. The record is from RefSeq and is a predicted model, not a curated record. The transcript has 3 exons.
GGACAGAGGAGCAGAGAGAGAGAAACCACCUCUCUUCUCUUUGCUUUUCAUUCGAUCUCGGCUCCCCUGCGACUUUUCUGAUUCUGCUCAACUGGGAUUUUGUUUCUCGUGGAGACCGACACAAACUUGAGGAAAAGUAGAAAAAGAAGAAGAGGAGAGGACUGUGAAGGAGGAUCCGGCCAUGGCCUCCUGGUUCAGCUGGAAUGAGCCUUACUACCGGAGCCCCCGGCGGGACCCGGCCGACGUGGUCACCGACACCCUGAUGCUGGAGUUCAGCUGGCAGCUGAAGGAGGCCGAGAGGCAGCAGAAGGAGAGGGAGAGCGAGUACCGGCGCCUGAAGACCGGGGUGGACUACAGCUGGCUGGCCAGCACGCCCCGCUCCUCCUACAGCAUCCCCACCGGCGAGAGGCUCAGCCUGGAGGACAUCUGCUCCAAGGUGCCGCCCUCCUGCUGCGGCCUGGUCAUUCUCAAGUUCAGGGAGGCCAUGCAGGCCAACGAGCCCGAGGUGCAGGAGGUGUCGGACCUGUUCCGCUCCGUCCUCCUCGAGGCUCUGGACCACCUGAAGGAGGAGCAGGAGGCGCAGCGGCUCGCCCGCCAGUGGAACAACAAACGGGCCAUGAGCGUGUCCCUCGUGAACUUCAGGUCCCGGAUCAAGAUCAACCCCUUCGGCAGCACGGUGGGCCUGACCUCCUCCGCGGCCGAGGGCGCCGGGACGAGCGACCUCAAGACGGUGUCCGAGGACGUGGAGAGGGGGACGGAGAAGGAGCAGCGGGUGUGGAGCAUGCCCGACUUCAGGCACAAAGGAGCCAGCAGCAGCAGGGUUGUUUGACAGUGGGGCCUUCAAGAGACGACAUUCUGAGGCGGGACAGAUGCUGACCUCCUGACCUCUGCUGUUGAACUCCCAGUUUGCAUCAGGCGACGGAGGAGUCCCAUCAUCCUCCUGUUCUCCCAGUUUGAGAACACGCAGCAUUUCAUCGGCUGAGAGGAGGAUGUCAGAGCUUCUGAUCCUGGACUAAACACUUGAAGGAGUUUCAAGGUUUCAGGAGAUAAUCACCACUUUAUAUUUUGUAGAUUCUUGGCAUCUGAGCACAAAGAGAUAUUUGCUGUAGCUUGGUUCUGAUGUUUAUCUCAUUCAAAGUCUUUCACGUUGCAGGAGAAACUGUGUUAAAUCAGACAACACUCGAUGCCUGAGAGGGGAAUGAUGUUCGAGGACAGAAUGUGAUUUCUGGGUAUAUGUAUUUCUUCCAGUCCAAUUAUAGAUAUUUCAUUUU